AUGUCCCAAUCGAAUGGGCGCUCCUUACUCCUGCAGCAGAACAAGCAUAUCCUCUUUGUCGACGCCCGCAACACUGGUUGGAGCUGUGUAUUUAGUGCUCAGGUGGCAUAUGGCUAUCGCAGCCACAAAGAGACAAAGCAGUCUAUCAAUUGGAGAGCGAUGAAAGCAGUACACCUGGCACUUCAAACUUCUUCAGGUCUCAAGAACACCUCAAUAUUGGUUCGCACGGACAAUGUCACGACCACGAAUAUCCUGCAAAGAGCGUCAUACUUCUUUGCAGGAUUUCCUUCAAUCCCCUUGCACAAGGCAUACCCUUGUGCAUUUUAUUUCAUCAUUGGUACUGCUUUAAUAAAGCUUUAUAACAAAGUAGCAUAG
Molecule: messenger RNA, 375 nt
Organism: Phycomyces blakesleeanus NRRL 1555(-)
Lineage: Eukaryota; Fungi; Mucoromycota; Mucoromycetes; Mucorales; Phycomycetaceae
Exons: 2
Coding region: 1-375 (124 amino acids)
Source: RefSeq, a predicted model, not a curated record